Schizosaccharomyces japonicus yFS275 is the source of this 2272-nucleotide messenger RNA. RefSeq names its product telomere binding protein Rap1. The record is from RefSeq and is a predicted model, not a curated record. The transcript is spliced from 3 exons. Gene Ontology annotation, biological process: telomere maintenance via telomere lengthening; telomere maintenance. The coding region runs from base 1 to 2184 and encodes 727 amino acids. Gene Ontology annotation, molecular function: DNA binding. Lineage: Eukaryota; Fungi; Ascomycota; Schizosaccharomycetes; Schizosaccharomycetales; Schizosaccharomycetaceae. Gene Ontology annotation, cellular component: nucleus; chromosome, telomeric region.
AUGAGUUCUACAAACCUGUUUGUACAUGAGGAUGGCCGGCCCUUACUUGCGGUGAUAUCAGAGAAUAUCGACAAUGCGUCUCAGUACGCCCAUAAAUUUACAAAUUAUGGCGGAAACAGCAUUCUCGCGAAAACUUUUGAGUCGUAUCACUCUGAAGACAUCAGAAUUGGACGGGUUCGUAAGUCAGAUCUUCAAAAACGAGAUUCGUUGCCGCUCUCCCAGACACGCCCAAUUGUGAGUGAACUUUGGAUUGAUCAAUGUAUCGAACAAGGGAAACUUCUUAGUAUCUCCUCGUUCGUUAAUACACCUUUUCCACAAGCUCCCAAUUCACCUGGUUCUAAACAUUCCACUCAAAAACGGGUUCCAUUUUCGUUUGAAGAUCAACGAAUUCUUGUCCAUUUCAUUCACCGAAAAGGCGUUCAGAGUAACGGAAAUAAAGUGUAUCAAGAACUCGAGGAAAAGUACCCACAGCACACCUACCACUCUUGGCGUCAGCACUAUCUAAAACAACUAAAACCAUAUCUACCUGAACCCGUAUUACCUCCCAUCCCCAUCACGAAUGAAGCGCCUGCAGCCGGUGGACCCUCCGAGCAAGUGAGCAAUGAGCAGCAACAGAAUCCUAGACCUUUCUUACGAUCCGAAAUCGAGUCUCUGGUUCCAGCCAACAGGGCUAUCUCUAGCCAGUUUUCGGAAACGAUCAAUGAAGUGGAUGAGCUCGCUCCUCUUAUUGUGCAAUUCGGUACAACAAAAAACCUUAAUGAUCUCUGUACCCUUAUCACUUUACGGUAUCCACGCUACUCGGCAGAAGAAUGGAAGCAGAAACUGUUGUCAGCAUUCCCAUCACUUAACCAGGAUCAGGAUAUGCCGGCCUUUGGUUCCCCUUCGUCGCCCAUGGUUUCACAAACCAGUCAGGCGAACGAUGAAAUGAUUGAUCUUGAUGAUGCAGUCAUUGAAACUGUUGUUUUUCAAGAAAAUUUGCGUAAGCCGGGGAUUAACUAUUUGACGAACACAACAUAUUCUCCAAAGAACGUAGAGAAACAUGCUAGUCCGGCUGUCGCUACAAAUCAAAAUGGAAAUGUCCCGGAUUCAACGUCCACGCGGCAACGACCGGAGGCAGAAAACGUGACUAAUGAAACGACCACCCCUCAAAAGAGAGCGGCUCCACUUGAAGAAACGAGUUUACAGGCUCCAACAAGUGAACGUAAGCUCUCGCCUGAACACAAACAGACGACGCCAGGACAAUCACAAAGUGCACCAUUGCCCGAGUUGCCGCUCAUACCAGGGUCCUCAUCGGAAGAAAGUUCAGCAUCGUCGCUGCCAUCCUUGACACGACCUUCUCCUCUUCGAAAAGCAACUACGGCGGCACAAAAGGCGGUAGCUCUCGCUGCCGAACAUGUCAAAGAGGGGUUUUUGCAACCGGAUGAGGAGUUGGAUAUACCACCGCUCGAAAGUGAUGAUGAGUUUGCCGCUGCUGUGCGUCCACCAAGUAAAUCAACCGAAGAAUCAGACUUACCGCAUAUCUCCCAAAGUUCUGAAGUUGCUUCAGAGCGUCUGCCUAAUGUACCGAACACCGAAACACCUUCGGUUGAGACUGCACCGGAAGCAUCUGUAUCUUCACAAGGUGCAUCCGUUUCGGAAGAGAAUAGCUCUUUAUCUGAAACACGUAUUGAAAAGACCCCCGAACCUCGUCGGCUAUCGAAAGAGCCUACCAUUCGAAACAUUUUGGCUUCCGUUUCCAUCACUCCCAGAAAACAGGUCGUGGAGACAUCAUCGUCGCAAACAUCAUCAUCCGUUGCGGAGCCCAAUACUAUUGCUUUGUAUGAGGCAGUCUCGGAUAUUCCGGUGAGUGUCGCAGCAGCAUCGACGCAGCCGGCGCCAUUAGAACCAGUUCCUGCACUCUCUGAAGGCUCCAAUACUGCUUCAUCAGCUCCUCUUGUUCAUCCAGACUCGUUACCAUCACUGUGUGGCAGUGUGUCAGAUUCGUCGAAUGUUGUCACAGAGUUUAUGCCUGAUUCUACAGACGCAGUGCUUGAUGAUCUUCUUGAGUAUGUUGGUGCUACAGAGGAGGACUUACUUCGUGCGUUAGAAGAAACUGGACGGAGUGUACGAAAAGCUGUCACCGUACUGCUGUGGAAAAAGGCGAAGCGGGAAAGGUCCAAUGAAUUAAUGACGGGAAACAAGUAGCAAUGUUUAGUGCGCUUUAAUUUUCUAUUUUUCUUCUUAUGAGUUAUCAUAUAUUUUUAUUUUAUUCCAAUCAUCAAACAUGAACAAG